Molecule: messenger RNA, 825 nt
Organism: Plasmodium fragile
Lineage: Eukaryota; Apicomplexa; Aconoidasida; Haemosporida; Plasmodiidae
Exons: 10
Coding region: 1-825 (274 amino acids)
Biological process (GO): rRNA (guanine-N7)-methylation
Cellular component (GO): nucleolus
Molecular function (GO): rRNA (guanine) methyltransferase activity
Source: RefSeq, a predicted model, not a curated record
AUGGUUAGGCCCGAGUAUUCUUCCCCCCCAGACAUUUUUUAUAACGAAGACGAAGCCAAAAAAUACGUCCGCAAUUCCAGAAUUAGGGACAUACAAUCCCAAAUGACUGACCGAGCUUUGGAAUUGCUCGUACUCCCGGAAAGCCCCUGCUUGCUGCUAGACAUUGGAUGUGGAUCCGGCAUAAGCGGAAUGACCCUGAACGAAUCGGAUCACUUUUGGAUAGGAAUUGACAUCAGCAUUCAUAUGAUAAAAGCGGGAUUGCAGAAUGAAGCUCACCACGGAGGGGACAUGAUUUUAGCUGACAUGGGAAAACUGAUGAGGUUCCAGUCCUGCAUUUUCGACGGAGUAGUCAGCAUAUCUGCCCUUCAGUGGCUGUGUAACUGGGACAAGAAGGAUGAAAGUCCCAAAGUGAGAAUUAGCACCUUCUUUAAGUGGUUAUAUAACUGUAUGAAACGAGGAGCCAGAGCGGUAUUUCAGUUUUACCCCGACUCGGCAGAACAAAUUGAAACCCUUACGAACUUCGCCAUGAAAGCUGGAUUUGGUGGUGGUGUUGUCGUGGAUUUUCCAAAUUCAGCAAAGUCGAAAAAAUAUUACCUAUGCUUGUGGAUAGGGUCCGCCGUCGUUUCGCACCUUCCGGAACCCUUGGAGGACGAGGAACAUAAUGAUAUUGCGAGCACAAACAGGAGACAUAAUAAGAAAACAAAAAAACAAAUAAAAAAAAACAAGGAAUGGAUUUUGAAGAAAAAGAAUCAGAGAAGAAUGAAGGGACUGGACGUCAAGAGGGACAGCAAAUACACAGGAAGGAAAAGGAAAGGCAAAUUUUAA